AUGGGUCUGAAAUCCAGGACCAACCAGACGUUGGAUGAAGAGGAUCCCUUACUGACAGCCAGUGACAGAAGCCCCAGCCCAGACUCCUCCCUCAGCUCUGUGGACACACAUACUCCCACUGAGCUGAGCCACCGUUGUGCUGCAGUGAGGGGGAGCACAGCACCUCCACCACCUAGCCGACAUCAUUGGAGAGGAACAUCUGAAAAGGCCUUUGCAGAGAGUUUCAGUACUGCUGUUAGUAAGAUGGCGGUGGAUGCUGCUCCAGAAGUCAGGUACCACGGACAACAGAUGCUCCAGGGACUUGCCCACCAGAAGGAGCUCCUGGUCCUCUGGGAUAGACUCAUCCCAGUGAAAGACAGACGCCCCUUGCAGAAGAUCUUGCAGAACAUGAGGCUAUGUCCGCCCACCAUAGAGUCAUGGUUCUGCUCGAGGUUUCUUCCCGUUAAAGGGAAGUUUCUCCUCGGCACUCUGCAGCGUGGCAACUGUCCCAUGCUCUGGUUCAACUUCAACAGCCACUGCUACAAGUACAUCGCCACAGACAUGACCUGGGCUGAUGCAGAGCUCCACUGUGUGUCAGAGGGAGCCAACCUGGUGUCCAUCCACACUCAAGAUGAAGACAAUUUUGUCAGAUCUCUGAUCCAGAACUUUGACCCCACGCAGGGGUAUUCCUGGAUCGGACUGAGUGACAUUCAUAAAGAAGGCAGAUGGAUGUGGUCUGAUGGGUCUGCAGUGGACUUUGUCUUUUGGACCACAGGGGAGCCAAACAACACUAGCGGAGCUGAACACUGUGUUAUAAACAACUUUGGUACAGGUCUGAAAUGGAAUGACCAUCACUGUUCUGUUAUUCAUGCCUGUUUAGACGCCAACAUGCUCUCGCUCCUCUUGUUGUUUGGUCUGGCUCUGGGUGCUGUGUCUUCUCCAGAUGUGAAGCUACAGCGUGGCAACUGUCCCAUGUUCUGGUUCAGCUUCAACGGCCGCUGCUACAAGUACAUCUCCACACGUUUCACCUGGGCUGAUGCAGAGUUCCACUGUGUGUCAGAGGGAGCCAACCUGGUGUCUAUUCACAGUCAAGAUGAAGAGAAUUUUGUCAGAUCGCUGGUUUCGAACUUUGACCCUGUUCAGGGAGCAACCUGGAUCGGACUCAGUGACACCCAGAGUGAAGGCAGAUGGAUGUGGUCUGAUGGGACUGCAGUUGACUUUACCUUUUGGUAUUCAGGCAUGCCAAACGGUGGAGACGGCCAAAACUGUGUUCACAACAACUAUGCCACACAGUGGAAUGACUAUCAGUGUUCCUAUGGUUUUCCCUCUGUGUGUGCAACUCGCAUAAACUGUCCAUAGCAACUGAGACAGUAACAUAUGUCUGACUGAGCUUGAUCACUGUUCACCUGUUGCUCUGUUGGCAUGAAUUAGGCCUCUACAAUAAAGACACAAAUGUACACUG
Messenger RNA from Epinephelus lanceolatus (giant grouper), 1441 nucleotides. The record is from RefSeq and is a predicted model, not a curated record. Lineage: Eukaryota; Metazoa; Chordata; Actinopteri; Perciformes; Serranidae.